Molecule: messenger RNA, 1710 nt
Organism: Malassezia pachydermatis
Lineage: Eukaryota; Fungi; Basidiomycota; Malasseziomycetes; Malasseziales; Malasseziaceae
Product: set domain-containing protein
Exons: 3
Coding region: 1-1710 (569 amino acids)
Biological process (GO): peptidyl-lysine monomethylation
Cellular component (GO): nucleus
Molecular function (GO): protein-lysine N-methyltransferase activity; protein binding
Source: RefSeq, a predicted model, not a curated record
AUGGCGGACGAUCAAGAGCGGUCGUUUCUCGCUUGGUUCGCCCAGCAUGGCGGUUGGAUUGACUCCAGUCUUUCGUUGCAGAAGAUUCCUGGAAUGGGGCGCGGAUUGGUAGCUACUCGUCCUAUUGAGGAAAAUGAGCGUCUGUUUACGAUUCCUCGCUCGAUGCUGAUGAAUUUGGAUACAAGUGCCUUGCAAGCGCAAUGCGAAGCAGCAGAGGAGGCUAACCCGCCUCAGCAAGGACUUGCAUGGUCGGAUUUGGUCGCACGCGGAUGGUGUCCCCUUAUUUUAAUGCUGCUCUGGGAACAUUGGCGUGCAUCGACGCAAUCGUGUGAGGGUGGCAUGGAGUGGGGCGCUUACUUUGGCAUUAUGCCCGCUACGUUCUCUACGCCUAUGUUCUGGUCGUCUGACGAAUUGAAGGGUCUUGUGGGUACAGAUGUGGAAGACAAGAUCGGUCGUGAGGAUGCCGAGGCAGAUUACCGCGAAUGCGUUCUCCCCUACAUUCGACAAUAUGCCCAUGUGUUCCUCGGCGCCGAGGCUACGAAUGUCGAAGCAGGUAUCGCUACAUGGUACAGUGUGGACAUGUACCAUCGCAUGGGAUCCUCGAUUCUCAGUCGCAGUUUUCACGUGAAACGGGACUUGAGUGAGGCAGAGCCGGAUGAGGCUGAUAUUACCUCAGCGCCAGCGGAAGUCGCUGUCGUGCGAGCCAUGCCGCAGGAGGAUGAGCAUGAAAAUGAGGAGAGCGAUAACGAAGUGGACAUCGAUAUCGAUGACGAGAAUGAAAGUGAAGAGGAAGGCGAUGACGAGAAUGUGCGUGAUAUCUCGAUGGUGCCCAUGGCCGAUAUGCUCAAUGCCAAAUUUGGCUCGGAAAAUACCCGCUGCUUUUACAAACGUGAAGCCCUGGAAAUGCGGUGUACAAAGCCCAUCGCUGUGGGCGAGCAACUUCUGAAUACGUACGGCAACCCACCCAACAGUGACCUGCUGCGCAGGUAUGGAUUUGUAGACGAGCCGAAUCGUGGCGAUUUAGUGGAAAUCCCUGCAACCAUGCUGGUAGAAGCGGCUGCUGCCAAGCUUAUGAAAGCGACCGGCGCCGAUGAUGCGAGUGUGAUGAAUGUCCUUACCCCUCGCUUUGAAUGGGCUUGUGCCGAGCUGGGGGUUGACGAAGUUUUCCUCUUGUCGCGUCUCAGCAAGCCAACCAAUGAGCCUCCAUACGGCUCCACGCUAGCCCUUGAUCCGUCCAAAACACUGGACUCUGCACAAAAGCGCACUCUGAGUCGCGCUGCUUCAGAGAUUCCUGACGAAUUGAUUGGGUUCACACGCCUUCUUCUUCUCACUGGCCAUGGCUUCGAGCGGGCACAGAAAAAGGAAGCACUGCCCAAUGCUCGUCUGGAUGCUGUGGAAGAACUGGAUGCGAGCUGGCCAGGCUCUCCGCCGGUGGGAGCUGCGAUCGCUGUAUCGUCUGUGCUUUUGGACGCCUUGACGCUGCGCAUGAACAAGUAUCCUAUGUCUUGGGAAGACACUGCCGCCGCCUUAGCGUCAUCUUCGCUUUCAUCAGAAGAUCCAUGUCGCAUGGCCCUGGUAGUGCGUGCAGGUGAUCAAGCCAUUUUGCAAGAACACGCUGUCGUUUUCGACAUGGUAUUGGCCCAGGCACGUGCAGAGGCCGCCAAGUCUAGCAGCGGUAGCAGCAGUUCUAUGAAGAAGGCACGCAAGUAG